AUGCCCGAGGGUUGGUCCGGGCGGGGCGGCGCUGGAUGGGUCCGGCUGACCUCGGGGACCCGGCCAGGGUCUCACAACCUCCAGGGAAUGAUUGGCUGCGAUGUGGGGCCGGAUGGGAGCUUCCUCCGCGGGUAUCUCCAGUUCGCCUAUGACGGCAAGGAUUACAUCUCCAUGAACGAGGACCUGCGCUCCUGGACCGCCGCGGACCCGGUGGCUGAGAUCACCCAGGGCAAGUUGGAGGCGGCCAACGUGGCGGAGCAAUCGAGAGCUUACCUGAAGGGCGAGUGCGUGGAGUGGCUCCUCAGAUACCUGGAGAACGGGAAGGAGAGGCUGCAGCGCGCGGAGCCCCCAAAGACACACGUGACCCACCACCCCAUCUCUGACCAUGAGGCCACCCUGAGGUGCUGGGCCCUGGGCUUCUACCCUGCGGAGAUCACACUGACCUGGCAGCGGGAUGGGGAGGACCAAACUCAGGACACGGAGCUUGUGGAGACCAGGCCAGCAGGGGAUGGAACCUUCCAGAAAUGGGCAGCUGUGGUGGUGCCUUCUGGAGAAGAGCAGAGAUACACGUGUCAUGUGCAGCACGAGGGACUGCUGGAGCCCCCGACCCUGAGAUGGGAGCCAUAUUCCCAGUUCACCAUCCUCACUAUGGACACCAUUGCCUGCCUGGCCAUCCUGGGAGCUGUGGUCAUCGGAGCUGUGGUCGCUGAUGUGAUGUGAAGGAGGUUGAGCUCA
Molecule: messenger RNA, 735 nt
Organism: Cebus imitator (Panamanian white-faced capuchin)
Lineage: Eukaryota; Metazoa; Chordata; Mammalia; Primates; Cebidae
Product: HLA class I histocompatibility antigen, B alpha chain-like
Exons: 3
Coding region: 1-720 (239 amino acids)
Biological process (GO): positive regulation of T cell mediated cytotoxicity; antigen processing and presentation of endogenous peptide antigen via MHC class Ib; antigen processing and presentation of endogenous peptide antigen via MHC class I via ER pathway, TAP-independent
Cellular component (GO): external side of plasma membrane
Molecular function (GO): signaling receptor binding; peptide antigen binding
Source: RefSeq, a predicted model, not a curated record